UCCUCAAACAUUGCUAUCUAUGUUGUUACCUGUCUCUUUUUACUUACUCCUGUUUUUUCUCAUUCAAACAUUGCUGGUAUUGACUUGUUGCUUGUUGAUUUGACUGAUUUCAUAUCAGCUGCUCAAAUUUCAGAGGCAGAAGGUGGCCAUCUUCCCCUUGAAGAGAUGCGUACACAUCUGCGAAGUGAGUAUCCUGAGAAGAAUAAAAGGAAACUUUGUGAAUCUUCAUUGCUGAAAAGGAAAAGGAUUAUGGGACAUGGAAACCAGAUCAUAGGGGAAGAUGCUGGUGCAGUUCAUCUCCCAAAUCCAAUAAAUGGGUUUGGGACUCCAGCUGAUCUCUGUCAAAUCCAGAGAAGUCUUCCAGAGGCAGCCACAGGACCUCCUUAUUUUUACUAUGAGAAUGUGGCAUUGACUCCUAAAGGAGUUUGGAGCACAAUAUCCCGCUUUUUGUAUGACGUGAAGCCUGAGUUUGUUGGUUCGAAGUAUUUUUGUGCUGCUGCAAGAAAAAGGGGUUAUAUUCACAAUCUUCCAAUCAAAAACAGAAUUCCUCUCGUUCCCCUUCUACCACAAACUAUAUCUGAUGCAUUUCCGAUGACAAGGAGGUGGUGGUCUACUUGGGAUGAUCGGACAAAGCUAAAUUGCUUACAGACUUGCAUUGCUAGUGCAACAAUUACUGAGAGGAUCAUGAAGGCUCUUAAAGACUAUAACGAAGACGAAAUCCCACCAGAAAGUGUCCGUCGCUAUGUUCUUUAUGAAUGCCGCAUUUAGAUAUUCUCUGCUAAUAAAUUCGCUCAUGGAUUCGUUUGCAUUUAUAUUUCCUACAGUUUCACUUUGCAGUUAUAUUUGCUUCAGUUUUCACUUUUUGUCUGCUGAGGCAUGAGAGUUUUGAGUAGAUUUGUAUAUUUUGCUGUUUCUAUCUCAUGAACUACGUAUUUGAACAAUUUCUAUUAUAGUAGAUUUUCACUUUUAUCGCAUA
This is a messenger RNA of Rosa rugosa (rugosa rose), 976 nucleotides long. RefSeq names its product DNA (cytosine-5)-methyltransferase DRM2-like. The transcript is spliced from 2 exons. NCBI's taxonomy places the organism in Eukaryota, Viridiplantae, Streptophyta, Magnoliopsida, Rosales, Rosaceae. Gene Ontology annotation, cellular component: nucleus. Gene Ontology annotation, molecular function: DNA (cytosine-5-)-methyltransferase activity. The coding region runs from base 166 to 768 and encodes 200 amino acids. The record is from RefSeq and is a predicted model, not a curated record.